This is a messenger RNA of Momordica charantia (bitter melon), 3205 nucleotides long. RefSeq names its product putative serine/threonine-protein kinase At1g09600. The record is from RefSeq and is a predicted model, not a curated record. Gene Ontology annotation, molecular function: ATP binding; RNA polymerase II CTD heptapeptide repeat kinase activity. NCBI's taxonomy places the organism in Eukaryota, Viridiplantae, Streptophyta, Magnoliopsida, Cucurbitales, Cucurbitaceae. Gene Ontology annotation, biological process: positive regulation of transcription elongation by RNA polymerase II; protein phosphorylation. Gene Ontology annotation, cellular component: nucleus; cyclin-dependent protein kinase holoenzyme complex.
CUUGCGGAAUCACACACACAAAUCCUCUGUUCUUCUUCCUCACUGUCAUGGAAGGGUUUCAACAAUCUGUAUUUUUUUUUCCUUUUGCAAAAUCUACCUCUCAUCCGUUCAGAUUCUAUUUCCGUUUUGAUUUUGCAGAGAGAAAAAGGAAAAAAAAAAGAGAGAGAAGAAGAAAGCUCAGGCAACGCUCUGUCCACCCCCAAACAUGGUUGGCCCUUCGCAUUUCUAGGACCUCAUCACUACCCACUCCAACUCUCUCUCUCUCUCCCCUUUCCAUUUCACAAUCGGCUUCAAUAUUCUCGAUUCUGUUUUCCUUUUUUCCCUUUUUGUUUCCUGCAUUUUCUUCUUCCCCUCCCUCGUUUCGUCAACAAUGGCGAAACUAAUUCUUGUCUGUUGAUCUUUAUUGUAUUCUCCUCAUGGAAAGUUUUUGACCCAGAAAAUUUUUUUCUGGGUUUUUCUGAUCAGAGAAAGGGAUUUCUGAUCUGGGUUUUGUUUGUGUUUAUCUUUAGAGCCGGUGGAUAUUCUUUCUUGUUUCUUGCGCGGAAGGGUUUGGUUUCCUCCUCAUUUGUUUGUCAUUUGAAUUUCUUGAGAAACUAUUCUUUCUCCCAAUUUGGAUUUAUGUUUGGUUCAAUCUGCGAUUGGUUGGAAAUUAUGGAAAUGGAUUGAGGAUCGAUCAUUGAGUGUUGAAGAAAUAGGAGGUUUGAUGAAACGGGUGUGAGCGUUUUGAUAUAGAAGGGAAACUUUGGGGUUUCCCAGGAAAAUGCAGGUUAAUCAAUGGUAGAGAACUUUGUUGAAUAUACGUGAGGGAAAUCAGAGUGGACGAAUUUGAGGGACUAUGGGCUGCAUUUGCUCAAGAAGUUCCUCAGAACCAGAGGAUAGCAAUCAGAAAAAGUCUGAAAAAGAUUUGAACAAAUCUUCAGUUCAGUUGGUUGCUCCUUCUCCAUCAAAAGGGGAGGAUUUGCUAUUGGAGAUUCAGUUGUCAAGGCAGGCAUCUAAAGUAAAGGGGGGUUCUGUUCAUAAAACAAAGGCCAAUGGAGGGUCUCACCACCAUAGAGCAAAGGAUGAUGAAGCUGAGAAUAAAUCAGUAAAAGCUGGAAAAGCAAAUAAUGAUAAUGCUUCAACAGGUGGGAAACAGCCUGAGGUUUUUAGGUUGGCUAGCUUGUCUAAAGCGGCUGAGACUGAACUUGUAAUGGCUGGAUGGCCUUCGUGGUUGGCUUCGGUUGCCGGAGAAGCCAUCAAGGGGUGGGUGCCUCGUCGGGCUGACUCCUUUGAGAAGUUAGACAAAAUCGGACAGGGAACUUAUAGCAGUGUGUAUAAAGCCCGUGACCUUGAAACCGGUAAAACUGUGGCAUUGAAAAAAGUGAGAUUUGUAAAUAUGGAUCCAGAAAGUGUUCGUUUUAUGGCUAGGGAAAUAUAUAUUUUGCGUAAACUUGAUCAUCCAAACGUUAUGAAGCUCGAGUGUCUAGUCACUUCGAGAGUGUCAGGCAGCUUGUACCUUGUUUUUGAAUACAUGGAGCAUGACCUUGCAGGUCUCGCAGCAGCUCCUGGACAUAAGUUUACUGAGGCUCAGAUUAAAUGUUUUGUGCAACAAUUGCUGCAUGGACUCGAACACUGUCAUAGUCGGGGAGUUCUGCACCGGGAUAUCAAAGGUUCAAAUCUUCUCGUUGAUAGUAAUGGUGUGCUCAAGAUUGGAGACUUUGGUCUUGCUACCUUUUUUAAGCCUGAACAAAAGCAGCCAUUGACGAGUCGGGUAGUGACGUUGUGGUACAGGGCACCCGAGCUUUUGCUCGGUGCUACUGAUUAUGGACCUGCCAUUGAUCUCUGGAGCUGUGGCUGUAUCGUCGCUGAACUAUUUGCUGGAAAACCUAUUAUGCCAGGAAGAACAGAGGUGGAACAAAUGCACAAGAUUUUCAAGCUCUGUGGUUCACCAUCUGAGGAGUUCUGGCGGAGAACAAAAUUGCCACAUGCAACCAGCUUCAAACCUCAUCACCCUUAUAAAAGCUGCCUUUCUGAGACGUUUAAAAAUUUCCCUUCUUCAGCUUUGGCUCUUGUAAAUAAACUACUUGCCAUAGAACCAGAGCACAGAGGAUCAGCUACUUCAGCUCUCAGCAGUGAGUUUUUCAUAACGGAACCUCUCCCUUGUGACCCUUCAAGCUUACCAAAAUAUCCUCCGAGCAAGGAAUACGAUGCAAAGCUUCGGAACGAAGAAGAGAGAAAGAGAAAAGCAGAAGCUGUGAAGGGACGUCACCCCGAAUCAGUAAGAAGGGGCUCAAGAGAAACUAAGGCAGUUCCGACUCCAGAAUUCAAUGGUCAAGGGGACGUUACGAUAAAUGCACACCCUAAAGCGCUAAAGGCAAAUAUUAAAUACAACCCUCAAGAGGACAGCGAACCUCCGAGGGUUGCGCAGAAUCGGUACACCCACUCGACAUCAAUGGUGCACCCGAGCGUGGCAGCUUCAUGGAGUAAGCCUGUUGGGGCAACAAAGAAUGGUGCAGACUUAAGGACACAGAAAUCUAAAGUGCGUCAGGCAGUGGGAGAAUUAUCAUCCUCUUCCCUCAAGAAGGAAGACUUGGUGUCUAUUAAAGAUUCUGGAAUGGGUUAUGUUCCAAAGAAGAACAGAAUCCAUUACUCAGGACCAUUGGUGCCUCUAGGGGGAACCAUUGAAGACAUGCUGAAAGAGCACGAAAGACAGAUCCAGCAGGCUUGUCGGAAAGCGCGGAUCGACAAAGCUAAGACAAACAAGAGUUACGGCGAUAACCUUUAAAACGACGAAUCUGGUAAUUUUUGGGAUCGAAAACUAACUGCUCUGCGAUCAAAGGGGUAGUAGAAGAGGGGUUCUUCUGCUCUCUAGCUGAAUGCUGCAACUUUUAUCUGCAAAGAAGAACCAUCAAAGGCUUGACCAUUAUUGAUAAUUAGUACUGUAUAUAAGCAACAAUAAGGAUUGAAAAGUAAAUCUACCCCAGGGAUUUUUACAGUGUUUUUUAAAAUUUUUCCUUUUUUGAUUAUUUUGCCCAAAAGUAGAACAGAACAGCUCAAAAUUGUUGAUAAGAUCACAGGGAUAGAGGGAAUUAUGUGUAGUUGUUGCCUAAAUACUUAGGAUGGAGAGAAUUGGGUUGUUGUAUAGAGGGAGGGGAAGGGCUUCAUAAGAUGACAUCCAUCAUUCAAUUCAUACAUUAUUUUACACAUCCUCUCUACUUAUUGUUUA